Molecule: messenger RNA, 1017 nt
Organism: Ilyonectria robusta
Lineage: Eukaryota; Fungi; Ascomycota; Sordariomycetes; Hypocreales; Nectriaceae
Exons: 4
Coding region: 1-1017 (338 amino acids)
Source: RefSeq, a predicted model, not a curated record
AUGUAUUUGCAACUUCUUCGUCGCCAUUUCGCGGCGUAUGCUGUUCUCUGCCUUAUUGGAAUAAGAGUCACCACCGCUCAAGAGGAGGACUUGGCGCAAUUUGGCGACACCAUUCAGGUUCUCGGCAAGAUGGCAAGAACUGACCAGGACUUUGUCGAUGGCCUGGCUCUGGAUCUUUUCUCGCCAAGCAACCGUACGUUGGUUGUGACGAACAACACGUCGCCGCUGCCGGGUAAUUUUGUCACUGGUAGCUCGGGUGAAGGCUUUAUCAACCUCUCCAACUACAGCUGGAUUAUCAAAUUCAACGAAACAGCCAACGACCUUAUCGCAAAAGUCGAGCUGCCAUACGACCCAGUCUCUUUGGCAGAGCAGGGCAUUGCCGUAGGGAAUACCUAUGUCGGCACGCUAUCCGCGGACAAGAAGUCGUGGGUUGUAUCUGAAUCGCAGAGAAACGUACAUGUCACCGAGAACAAAACCCGCAUUAUCAAGAUGACCUCCCUCGAAGGCGAGUUUAUGCUUCUAGGCCGCAAGACUGAAGAUAUCACAAAUAUCUUUGUGCAAUAUGGUCAAGGGGCAACUCGGACGGUCAAUGUUACUGGCGGCAAUGCAACCCAAGAAGCUGAGUUCGUCGACGGGCUACGUUUCAGUAUCAAAUCAGCAAAGCCAUUUACUUUGAACGCGGAUAUCCCGUUUGGCGUGGAUGAUGCAGCAAUGCCGAGUGGUGCUGUACCUUUAAUCAAUAGAGACAUAUUAGCAACAAAGGUUGCCGGGAUGUCGUAUGAGCGUCUCGUGGUCGCACGAAGAAAACCACAAGCGAACCAGACCGUAGCGUUUGAAGUCAUGAAAGAGCAAGAAGUUCUCGAGACAGAGGACCGAAUAAAGGUUACCGGCCUAUCCAACAUAGACGGAGAGUACAUCCUUUUGGCUAUGCGCGAGAAAAACCCUGAAGAAGGAGACGAAUAUGGUGGCGGCGAGAACAGAUCAGAAGGUAGCACCCCUUUGUAUUAUAGUUUAUGA